Agrilus planipennis (emerald ash borer) is the source of this 5402-nucleotide messenger RNA. Its product is annotated as rho GTPase-activating protein 17-like. Bases 545 to 3376 code for a protein of 943 amino acids. NCBI's taxonomy places the organism in Eukaryota, Metazoa, Arthropoda, Insecta, Coleoptera, Buprestidae. Gene Ontology annotation, molecular function: GTPase activator activity; protein binding. The record is from RefSeq and is a predicted model, not a curated record. Gene Ontology annotation, biological process: regulation of actin cytoskeleton organization; positive regulation of GTPase activity; regulation of Rac protein signal transduction. The transcript has 7 exons. Gene Ontology annotation, cellular component: cytoplasm; intracellular anatomical structure.
UAAUAUCCAUAAUAGUAUAGGUUUUCAAUAGUAUACAAUUGUUUUCUUUUUUUGAAUCGACAAGAUAAUUUAAAAGCUUUUCCGUAUUUAAUAUUUCAAGAGAAAAUAAUGUGUGUUAUGUGGUUUUAUUUAGUUGUUUAAUUUAGGGCUACUAUAGAGGCUAUAUUUCUUGAAAAGUGCUACAUUGGAGGUUAAGUAAAAUUUACAGAUGACUCAGAAGGUUAUAUGGAAGUGCAAAUGGCUGAAGGGAGUGGAAUUUCUUUAAUUAGUGACAAAAAUAAAUAAAAUUAAAAAACAAAGACUAAAUCGUGCUUGAUUUUUAACUAUCAUUAUUGAGUUAGGUCUCAUUAAUGCAUUUAUUAAUUGCUUAAUAGUCGUAACAUGGCUGCAAAAGUGAGCAACUAGUCGCUUAUUUCAACUGAUAAUUAUUUGAAGUUUGAUUUUCAGUGCAUUAUUCACAAGUACCCUUUUAAGCUUAUAUUUUCCACACAGAUGACUUAGAAGUUACACAUUGCAUUUGGUAGUAGUGAUAAAAAAAUACAAGAUGAAGAAACAAUUUUUUCGUGUUAAACAACUUGCAGAUCAAACAUUUUUAAGAGCUGACAAAAGCGAAGUUUUCAAUCAUGAGGAAUUGCAAAUUGCAGACCACAGAGUGGAGUAUCUGCGGGGUGCUCUUGCAGCUAUCAGCAAGCGCAUUCCAUCUCCGGGUUCUCUCCAAAAUUCCGAAGGGAACAUAGAAAAACGCAUGAAAAAAUAUUCUGAAUUUCAACUCGGUCAAACGUUCCAAGAACAGGGCUUUCGUAGUACUGAAUACGACUGUCAACUAAUACAGUAUAUAUUGAGAGAAUGUGGACAAGCUGAAAUAGAUUUAGCCAAAGAACAAGCAGAACAUGAACUGAAAGUUGAACAGUUGGUCAGCGCCCCAUUGCAAGCAGUUAUUGAUAAUGAUUUGCCAAAUAUUUUUAAGCACAAACAGAAUCUGAAAAAAUAUAUUUUAGAUAAGGAUUCUGCAAGCAAUAGAUAUCAUGCUGCAUCAAAGAAUGGUCCGCAAAGAGAAGCCCUUAAAGAUGAUAUGGAAGAAGCAGAUUCAAAGGUGGAACAACACAGGGAUGUAUUGGCAGCAGAGAUGUUUAAUCUGUUGAGAAAAGAGUCUGAAUUGUCUCAGUACAUUUUACAACUAUUAAAAUUACAAAGAGCUUACCAUGAAAGUGCUUUAAAGAAUCUAGAGAAAGUUAUUCCUAAACUUGAACAAAAUAUAGGAGAUAGUCCUGUUAAGGCUGUGUUUGGAUUAAACUUAGAAGAGCAUUUACGUGUAACUGGAAGAAGCAUUGCAUAUCCUUUAGAACUGUGUAUUUGUGCCCUAUCUGAAAUUGGAAUGUUAGAGGAAGGACUUUUUAGGGUAGUUGGAGGUGCUUCAAGGGUUAAAAGACUGAAACUUUCUAUAGACUCUGGUUGUUUUAGUCCACCCCUGUUGCAAGAGUACCAAGAUGUUCACGUACUCGCAAGCACUUUAAAACUAUACCUCAGGGAACUCCCCGAACCCUUGUUAACGUAUAGUCUUUAUGAUGAAUGGAUGUCAUCUAUGCGUUAUCCUGAAGACCAAAGAAUCCUUGUAGUUCAGGAGAUCCUCAAGAAACUGCCGGCAGCGAACAGGAUCAAUCUUACAUACUUAGUACAGUUCCUCUCUAAACUCUCGAAAAACCAAGAAAACAAAAUGACAUCAUCGAAUUUGGCUAUUGUUAUGGCCCCUAAUCUCCUUUGGCACAAAAAUAAAGAAAUGGAUAUUCAUAUGAGUAAUUGCGCCACAAUGAACAUGAUCGUAGAAUUGUUUAUAAAUAAAUCUGACAUACUAUUUAUUGAUGAUAUGAGCCCAUACUUGAGUUUUACAAGAAGCGAUCUGUUACCAGAAGAACCCGAAUUCCAACGACCAGUUCUUAAUAAUGUUAAAUUAAUUAAUCACGAGAACCCUGAUGUGCUAGCAACACAACAACAGCAAAGUCACACUCCCACAAAUUCUCACCAACUUGAUAGCCCUAAGCCGCAGACGAGGAUAAGAAAAAAUAAAUUAGCUCCAACACCUCCCUCUGUUCCCCCGGGGAAUUACAAGAGCGACUCAGAAAGCGUAACAGGAAUACCCCCAUCUUACCCAUCCGGAAGCACCACGCUAUCGCGGUCGCACAAAGUGAAGAGCGCUAUCAUCUUGGACGGAAAUGUACCCAAAACAAAAACCCAACCCGAAGAUAAAAACGUUCUACCACGAAGGCAAAGUUUAGUAAUAGAAUGUGACAAUAAUUCAUUUAUUAAUGCCGAAAAAUCAAAAGCAUUCGAUGAUCAACAACAACAACAACAGCAAAAGCUUGACAUGAGCGUGGUACAGAUCGCUAAAGCGAAACCUGUUCAUCAGAUAACUGCUCAAACUAUGAACGUGGAGAAAAUGACUAUAACUGGGAAUAGUUUGCAACAGAAACCGCCAUCAGAUAGUAAAGGGUUAACGCCUGGACGACCUGUCGCAGCGCCUCGUACUUUUAAUUUUGACGAAGGCAGACCGUCGAACGCGUUCAAUUGUCGAGAAUACCGGACUUCUAGCACUGACAAUCUAAUGACCAAAUCGUUAAAUGCAAUAGAUAUUGAAGCAGUUGAUCCUGUUCAAGUGAGAAAUAAACCACGUGAAGAACCCGAACGUCCAAAUAAACCAACGGUUCCAGUACGUCCUGCAUCUCUAAAAGCGAUCCCGAGGUCAUCAUUCGAUUCUUCAAAUAACAGUACCCUGUCUGAUCCUGCCGUUCAAAGGACUCAGUGUUCGGUGUACAGUGUUGCGCACAAACAGCAGCCUAGUUAUGUUAACAUUCAGUUGCAGGGUCGUAACGGUGAAAAACACUUACCAGGUCAUGAUAAUUUGAUUGCAGAAAAGGAACGGUUUCUUGGACACCAACCUAGUAACGAAAAAACGCAACAAUUUUAUCCACGGUCUUCGGGUGACAUAAAAAGUGACGAAAUUAUUGUUCCAGUGGAGAGCAUACGUACUCGUACUUCAUCCCUUGGUAAUGGCAGUAACAAACCCGAAGUGCCUCCAAAGUCAGCGGUCAUUAAAUCAAGUGAAAAGCUCAAUUCAGAUGUCGGUAAUUCGGAAAAAGUGAACGGAUUUACUAGAGUCGGUGGUCAUGCGCGAACGCAGUCGGACGGGAACAUUGUAGAUUCUACAGGAUCAGGAUUACCCCACGCUACUGUUAUAAGUGUCCUUCACACUCCUCCCUCGCCGCGCAGCUUGAAUAAACCAACGGAGCCACCGCCCCCGCCCCCCGUCCAACGACCAAAGAACGAUGCUACUUCAACGCCUACUACUACCGCUGCGGUAUCUGAUAGCACUAACCUGUGAAACCGAGCAUGCGUUGUGGAAGCAAUUGCACGCAUCUUUUAAUAUUCUAGUGAAAAGUGGUGAUCAUUUUCUAGGAUUAAGCAAUUAUUGUAACUAAAAAGGAAACGUGUGAAUUAAUAUUACACACGUAGCAGCUCAGUUACGUUUAAGUUCAGUAUAAACUUUCCUUUCAAAGGUAGCAACCCAUAAUAAUUGAGAAUAAUUGAGUACUUUACAUAUACUUUAAUGUUCUUGUUUCUUUAUGAAGGUUUCAACGUAGCAUAUCUUUCUUUAUAUUUUCUUUUUUUAUAAAUAGAUGUAUUAUCUUCGUGUAUUCGUUCUGAGGGCGUCCAAUAAAAAAAAAAAAGUCUGGCGUUACCCCAAUGAUGUGUAACAUUUAACCUGGAUAGCGUGCAAAAUUUUCGUGAAAAUUGAUUGAAGUGAUUUUAAAACUUGCUAAUCUUUUUAUGAAAAAUAUUCAAAUUUUUUUGUAAAUAAUUUUUGUACCACGUAUCUAGAAAAACUAUAUGGUAAUACGUCGUCUGCAUUUUCUUUCCCUUUUCUCAUUUUCUUCCAUUACUUGUCACUGUAGGCAACUUUAAUUAAAGAUUGAGUUGCGCGCGCCAUUUCCUUUCUACUUCCGUUUGCGUCUCAUGAAAUUAGUUUCAUACUCGAGCAAUAGGUUGUUACACAUCAAUAAUAAUUGAUUUAGUUAAAUGUUUUUGAUUAUUACAGAUUUGAAUGUGAGUCGUUAUUGAAGCACGGAAAAAUAAAUAAUAAUUUAAUGAUAAACAUAAAUUUUCAUAAAUUCAAAGAAGAAAAGACUUUUGUCAUGCUUAAAAGUUCUUGAAAUUUUCAGGAUUAAGAAGCAUUUUGUGAUGUUUACUGAACCAUACAUAAGAAAAUUGCAAUCAUGUAUGAAUCUGUUAUAUCUGUAAUUAAAUCCAAUCACUAUUAUAACUUACAACUAAAACUAUUUUGUAGUUCAAGUAUCAUGUAUCAAUAUUUUGAGUACAUAUGCUACUUUUGCACUUAUAAAAUGAAAAUCAACAGCAAUGGUAUUAACGAAUAAACAGUUUGAUAAUCCAGGCAUAAUCAAGCACAAAAGAUGUAAAGGAUAAGCGUUGAUAAUUUAAAUAAAGUUAGAAACCAAAAUGUGAAGUUGGUAGGAAUGAAAACAUCAUUUUUUUGUUUAGUAAAGUGAUUGUUUUUAUUAAAUUUUAGGUAUGUAGUUAACCACAUGAAUUUCUAAUGAAAUGUUGCUUGGUGUUUUUAUUCCCAAACAACUUUCUUGGGCAUUUGAUUUAGAAAACGAUGAAGCAUACUAAUAGACUUCAUUUAACUCAUUUCCAAAAGGAAGCAACAGUGUUCCUGUCUAAGUGUGUGUGUUUCUAUAUUUUUACGCAUUUUAUCAAAAUAAAUGGCAACAAGAAGUAUUAUAUAGAUAAAGUAAAAUCGAGAUUUCGAUCUGAAGACUGAGUGAUAAUUCAAAAAAAGUUUUUUGGAGUGUUAACAAGAUACUUGCUUUUUCACGCUAGUCUUAGUAUUUAAAUAAUAUUUCUACCCACUAAAAAAUAUUUAAAAAAGUAUGAUUGUUACGUUCUUGGUCUUCCCCUUGUUAUUAGGUGAUGAAAAAUGCUUACAAAACAUGCGCACAAGCAUAUUGACGAGGAUUUAAUGAAACUAGUGCAAUAUUACUAUAUAUAUUAAUAAUUAUGUGCUAUUUAUAUAACAAUUGUAAGCCCGUUUUUAUGAUGCAGUUUAAGCAAAAUCGUUAUUAGAAUAAAUUUUAUAUUUUUACUAUGAUAAACCAUAUGAUAAUGUAUGUUUUUUACGUGUUUUCGUACAUGAAAUUUCAUUAAGCGUACUUUUAAACUUAAAUAAGGAAAUGUUACAAUUUUAAGCUUCAUAUUGCUUGAUUUACUAUUUCGAAUACCUAUUCUUUUAUGGAAAAUUAUUGUUAUGUUGGAACUUGAAGGAAAUAUUUGCUAUCUGCUUUAGCAAUUUAUGUUGCUUUUGUUAAGUGAAAUAAAUUGUUUAAAAUAUA